AUGGGCCUAGAGGUGGGGAUAGUGCCGAAUAUCGAGGACCGCUCUUUCGCACAAUUAAUCUUCUUCCGAUUACCUCACCGGCAUACCACCAACACCUCCCGAAUAUCGAGGCUCUUUGUCUUUUUCUUGCGCGACGAGCUGGCUCCUCGACUCGUGCGCAGCCACAAAACCUCGGAGAACAUCAUCAUAUCUGCGCAACUGGUCCGGGUGAACACGUUUGAUCCUUUAGGCAGAAGAGACCUUAUUCGACGAUUGCAAACAUAUUUAUGCCGACAGAAUACUUUGGAAACGUUUUGCAUGGAAGGUCUCAAGUUGAAACGUGAAGAGGGAUUGCGAUUAAUAUCAGGAUUGAAAAAUUCUCGGGCUACUCUCAGAAGUUUGUAUUGUUGGCGAGGAUUCGACGAAAACCAAAGGCCGAUCGUUUCUCGCGAUAGUAAAAAAGGAUGUUUGAUAACGUGCUGUAACCUUCUCCUACGUGAGAGUGUGUGGUGGCAAACAAUAACUUCCUUCGAGGCUCUUACUACUAUCUCAUUAAAUUACUCUUACAUCGCGACACCGAGUGGCAACCUUCUUCUGGAAAUGGCCAAAUACCAUAACUUUCAGAUAUCUGACUUUUCCUCCAAAACAUACCACGACUACUUGGUAAAUUCGCCAGGAAUACCAGCAGCAACAACGCUUCUGUGGUUACAAUUGCUGUGCCAGGAAAGCGAAACGCCAAUAAUAGAUUACAAUGGACGAGGAGGAAACGUUAAUUAUUCGAUUCCUGAUAUGGCCUGGCAAGCGACUCGGAUCUUGGCUCCAGCACUCAAAGUUCAAUUGGUCAUCAGUGAGGAAUAUUUGCGUACUACUCAGUCAUUCGUUACAGUCGAUAUCCCCGAAUACGAUCGUCACAAGCUUUUCUUCACAAAACAUACGCCUGUUCACACGUUCAUUUUAUCAUCAGGAAUCGAUUUACAUUUCCGACAACCCUGGUACAUCGACUGCACUUUCAGAAAUAUCUGGUUUUCAUUUCCGGAUACCUUGGUCUUUUUGUACCUUCAAUUGUGGCAUCAUCGAGAAAAACUGGAUCAUCUACUUUGCAAACUCUUUGUCAAUCUACCCGAGUUACAAAUGUUCGAAUUCGUCGGUGAAAUAAGAAAAUUAAGAACCCUAUGCACGAUGUGUUGUCAAAUACAAGCUCGCCAAUGCAAAGUCAAUCAUGUUGACCUUCAAUUGCAAACGAUUAUGAACAACCCUAAUGACCUUACCGUGUGGACGAGAAGUAUCGAAUGUUUACUAUGCUGUUUCAAACAGGAUUUCAAAGCAAUGGGAGUUCGCUUCCAGAUUUUGUAUUAUCCUUGUUGAGAGCUACCUUAUCUCGAGUACUAA
Venturia canescens is the source of this 1368-nucleotide messenger RNA. RefSeq lists its product as uncharacterized. The record is from RefSeq and is a predicted model, not a curated record. NCBI's taxonomy places the organism in Eukaryota, Metazoa, Arthropoda, Insecta, Hymenoptera, Ichneumonidae. The transcript is spliced from 8 exons. The coding region runs from base 1 to 1344 and encodes 447 amino acids.